AUGGCCCAGGUCUGGGACGCGGGGAUGACGUCGGGCAGCCGGUCACGGAGCUCCAGCAGCGAGGCCAGCCUGGCCCCCCGCUACCUCCUCAGCAAGCAGAACCGCCUGCUCAACGGGACCACCCGCAGCGCCCGCACCGCCUCCCCCAUGGGCCGUGUCAUCCUCAUCAACACCCCUAUUGAAGCCAGCAGCAAUGAGAGCGACAUCAUCAACGCCAUCACGGUGGAGAAGAGCGUGGACGGCAAGCUGGGCUUCAGCGUCCGUGGUGGCUCUGAGCAUGGGCUGGGCAUCUUCGUCAGCAAAGUGGAGGAGGGCAGCGCUGCUGAGCAGGCUGGGCUGUGUGUUGGUGACAAGAUCACGGAGGUGAACAGCGUGAGCCUGGAGAACAUCACCAUGAGCAGUGCUGUCAAGGUCCUCACCGGCAACAACCGCCUCCGCAUGGUGGUUCGACGGAUGGGCCGCGUGCCAGGCAUCAAGUUCUCCAAAGAGAAGACAGCAUGGGUGGACGUGGUGAACAGGCGUCUGGUGGUGGAGAAAAGCGGCUCAACGCCAUCAGAGAGCGGCUCUGAGGACGGGCUGCGGCGCAUCGUCCACCUCUACACCACCUCCGAUGACUACUGCCUAGGCUUCAACAUCCGUGGCGGCAGGGAGUUUGGCCUCGGCAUCUACGUCUCCAAGGUGGACCCCGGGGGGCUGGCAGAGCAGAAUGGCAUUCGGGUGGGAGACCAAGUCCUUGCAGCCAACGGAGUCAAGUUCGAAGACAUAAGCCAUAGCAAGGCAGUGGAGGUGCUCAAGGGGCAGACCCACAUCAUGCUGACCAUCAAGGAGACUGGCCGAUUCCCUGCCUACAAGGAGUUGGUGGCCGAGUACUGCUGGCUCACUCGCUUGACCAAUGGGCAGCUGCAGCAGCUGUCUCAGACCUCUGAGACCAGCUCCUCCAUCUCCUCCUACUCCUCGGGGCCAGCGCCAGCGGUGGUGAAUGGUCUGGGGACAGCCACCCCCGGGACCCCCACCCGCACCGUGGACGUAGCCAUCUCCACGGAGGAUGGGCCACGGCGGGGCUGGGCGCGGGAGCGUGCUGAGCGGGCCAUGCAGACUGAGCCGGCCACCGAGGGGCUGCCAGAGACGCGGCGCAUGGUUCCCAGCCCAGAAGAGAAGCGGAAGAAGGAGAAGCCAGAGGGCCAAGAGGCACGGGGGCCCCCCCCAGGGCUGCAUCGCUCCAAGACCCUCGUCAACCUCUUCUUCAAGGGGGGCCGUGCCACCAGCCAGAGCUGGGCUCCCCUCAGCCAGGAGCCCCCUGCCUCCGACCGCUGGGCACACGCCAAGUCCCCAGGGCGCCCCGAUGGGGACAGAGUAGGCGCUGUGCAGAAGUUUGUCAUCCGGAGCCUGAAGCGGGAGAAAAGCCGGCGUGCCAGUAUCCUGGGGCCUGGGGGCAUCGCCACUCUGCAGUCCAAUGGCAGCGACCCCGAGGCCCGGCUCCCGCACAUCCAGGACACCGCUGCGCGGCUCCUCAGCCCUGAUGAGGUGACGGCCGUGCUCCGACACUGCUCCCGGUACCUGCAUGAAGGCAGUGUGGAGGAUUUGGUGCGACCACUGCUGGCCAUCCUGGACCGUCCCGAGAAGGUCCUGCUGCUGCGGGAUGUGAGGAGCGUGGUGGCCACCACAGACCUGGGCCGGUUUGACAGCAUGGUGAUGCCCCUGGAGCUGGAAGCCUUUGAUGCCCUGAAGAGCCGCUCAGUGCGCUCGCCUGCCCUCCGCCCAGCCCACCAUGAUGUCCCCCCCAAGAGACACCUCAUCACACCAGUGCCUGGUGAGUACCACCCUAUGAGAUCUGCCUGGCCCCUGGGCUUCCCUGUGCCAGGGCACACCAGGAAUGGGUGGGGGCGGCAGCCCGCCAAUGGCCCUGGGGAUGCUGGCGGGGAGGAAGAGGAGGAGGAGGAGGAGUACCAGCUGCUAACCGUCACCCUCUCCAAGCUGAAGCACUCGCUGGGGAUCAGCAUCUCCGGCGGCAUCGAGUCAAGGGCGCAGCCAGUGGUGAAGAUCGAGAAGAUCUUCCCUGGGGGAGCUGCCUUCCUCAGCGGUGUCCUCAAGGCUGGGCAGGAGCUGGUGUCGGUGGACGGGGAGAGCCUGCAGAACGUCACCCACCAGCGGGCUGUGGACAUCAUCCGCCAGGCCUACCGCAACAAAGCUAAGGAGCCCAUGGAGCUGGUGGUGCGGGUGCCUGGAGCCCCCCCCGAGUGA
This is a messenger RNA of Mesitornis unicolor (brown roatelo), 2241 nucleotides long. It is a transcript of the gene PDZD7, whose product is annotated as PDZ domain containing 7. NCBI's taxonomy places the organism in Eukaryota, Metazoa, Chordata, Aves, Mesitornithiformes, Mesitornithidae. The coding region runs from base 1 to 2241 and encodes 746 amino acids. The record is from RefSeq and is a predicted model, not a curated record. Gene Ontology annotation, cellular component: stereocilia ankle link complex; plasma membrane; cilium. The transcript is spliced from 17 exons. Gene Ontology annotation, biological process: auditory receptor cell stereocilium organization; sensory perception of sound. Gene Ontology annotation, molecular function: protein binding.